UUUUUUUGAGUUAUUGGGUUAUUUUAUGAAAUUUCCAAUGGGAAGAAUGAUGCAAUGAAGUUGUGCAAGGCCGAUGUUUCAACCGUUUGUCUCGGGCUUCAGACGCAAAUCUCCUGGGAAACAGCCGUGGGUUUCUGAAGGUAGGAGGUAUAUGAAUUUGUUGAGAUUGAACCACCUUUCUUCUGCACUUAAAUCAUCUCUGAUUCAUAAACCCACCUUCAAACCCACCAUUGAUCUUUCAAUUUUGGAGUUUCAUUUGAAGCAAUGUCAACACAUCAAGCAAUUCAACCAAAUUCUCUCUCAGAUGCUUCUAACUGGCUUCGUAAGGGACACUUAUGCCGCAAGCAGAUUAAUCAAAUUCUCAACAAAUUUUCCCUUCAUUCACAUCGACUACACCCGCCGAAUCUUCAACUUCAUUGAGAACACCAAUUGCUUCAUGUGGAAUAUGAUGAUGAGAGCUUAUAUUCAAACAAACUCGCCCCAUUUUGCUUUCACUCUUUACAAAUCUAUGCUUUCCCAGGAUCUGUGUGCUGAUAAUUACACCUACCCACUUCUGUUUCAGGCUUGUUCCAUCCGUCGGUCGGAAUGGGAGGCAAAACAGGUACAUAAUCAUGUUUUGAAGUUGGGUUUUGAUUCAGAUGUUUAUGUUCAAAAUACUUUAAUUCACUUUUUUUCUUCUUGCUCAAAUAUGAUUGAUGCCCGCCGCGUGUUUGAUGAAAGUUCUGUUUUGGAUUCGGUGUCAUGGAAUUCAAUUUUAGCUGGGUAUGUUCAAAUAGGUAAUGUAGAGGAGGCUAAGCAUGUAUAUGAUCAAAUGCCAGAGAGGAGUAUAAUUGCUUCAAAUUCUAUGAUUGUUUUGUUUGGCAUCAAAGGGCUAGUGGUUGAAGCCUGUAAAUUGUUUGAUGGAAUACUAGAGAAAGAUAUGGUUACAUGGAGUGCAUUAAUUGCUUGCUUUCAGCAGAAUGAGAUGUUUGAGGAGGCUAUAAGAACAUUUGUAGAAAUGCAUAAAAUUGGAUUAAUGGUGGAUGAAGUUGUUGCAGUUAGCGCUCUUUCUGCUUGUGCGAACUUACUGAUUGUUAAUAUGGGGAAAUUGAUUCACAACUUGGCUUUGAAAAUUGGAACUGAAUCUUAUAUAAACCUUCAAAAUGCUCUGAUUCAUAUGUACUCGAAAUGUGGGGAUAUAGUGGUGGCCCGAAAACUGUUCGAUGAAGCCCACUUGUUAGACUUGGUAUCUUGGAACUCUAUGAUCUCGGGGUAUUUGAAAUGUGGUUUAGUUGAGAAUGCCAAAGCCAUUUUUGACUCCAUGCCCAAGAAGGAUGUUGUGUCUUGGAGUUCUAUGAUAUCAGGUUAUGCACAACAUGACCUUUUUGAUGAGACUCUCGCACUUUUUCAAGAAAUGCAAAUGAAUGGCUUCAAACCAGACGAGACAACGUUAGUGAGUGUGAUAUCUGCGUGCACUCGCUUGGCUGCCCUUGAGCAAGGGAAGUGGGUCCAUGCUUAUAUAAAAAAGAAUGGUCUAACCAUUAAUGUCAUUCUGGGUACAACCCUCGUUGACAUGUAUAUGAAGUGUGGAUGUGUUGAAACUGCCUUGGAGGUUUUCUAUAGGAUGGUAGAGAAAGGGGUUUCGACUUGGAAUGCUCUAAUUCUUGGGUUGGCUAUGAAUGGGUUGGUGGAAAGCUCGCUUGAUAUGUUUUCUAAUAUGAAAAAGUGUCAGGUAACACCUAAUGAGAUAACAUUUGUGGGAGUACUUGGUGCCUGUCGACACAUGGGUUUAGUAGACGAAGGGCAGCAUCAUUUUCAUUCAAUGAUUCACGAUCAUAAGAUAAAGCCGAAUGUUAAGCACUAUGGGUGCAUGGUUGAUCUUCUAGGACGUGCAGGUAAGCUUCAAGAAGCAGAGGAACUUCUCAACCAUAUGCCUAUGGCACCAGAUGUUGCUACUUGGGGUGCCUUACUUGGGGCUUGUAAGAAACAUGGUGAUAGUGAAAUGGGAAGAAGGGUCGGAAGGAAGCUGAUUGAGCUUCAACCUGACCAUGAUGGGUUCCACGUGUUGUUAUCGAACAUAUAUGCUUCAAAAGGAAAAUGGGAUGAUGUUCUUGAGAUUAGGGGCAUGAUGACAAAGCAUAGGGUUUUGAAGACUCCUGGUUGUAGCAUGAUUGAAGCAAAUGGAGUUGUUCAUGAAUUUCUAGCUGGAGAUAAAACACACCCGGACAUGGAUGCAAUUGAGGAGAUGUUAGGUGAAAUGGCUAUAAAAUUGAAGUUAGAAGGUUAUACACCAGACACAAAUGAGGUUUUGCUUGAUGUUGAUGAAGAAGAGAAGGAAAGUACUCUGUUUAGACAUAGUGAGAAGAUAGCCAUUGCAUUUGGCCUUAUUAAUAUUAGUCCGCCAACACCAAUCAGGAUAAUGAAAAACUUGAGGAUAUGUAAUGACUGUCACACUGCUGCAAAAUUAAUCUCCAAGGCUUUUUGCCGUCAAAUUGUGCUGAGAGAUCGACAUCGGUUUCAUCACUUUGAGCAGGGGUUUUGUUCAUGCAAGGAUUACUGGUAGCGGGUGAGGAUUCAUAACACUUAGAGAUUAUUUUGGCUGCACUUCGCUUGAUCCUCACUGGGAUGGGCAACUAAGUUGCCUCUGAGGUCUCGCAAGCAGCAACUCACAAAGCUAGUUUCUCUUCCUUUGGAAAGUUGCUGCAAAAUGGUUUGGUGAACAUUUUUCCAGUGAAGAUGAAGAGUUUGCUACACUUCCGAGUCCUUAUAAAAACGUCAAGGACAUAAUGGAGUGCCUCAAACUCUACUACGGAUGGUCUGGAGUCGAAAGUUGCAGCAUAAUUAUUGACAUAAUUGGCAAUGAUCAGUUGAUGAUGGCCGUCUCAAGGUUUGCUUCUAUCCCAUUUAUAAUAAACAUGAGGUCCUGUGGAGACAUCUUACCCUAGGGUGUAAUUUGUUUUGUUCUUUAAAAUGCUUCCAUGCUGGAUUGACUAAAGAAAACAUAUUUUCUAGACAGACAUUUUUAUUUAAACUCAUUUGAUAAAAAUUGUUUAAAAUUGGUUAAAUUAUAAAAAAUACCCUUGAACUUUUCCAUAUGUUUCAAAAAUACCUUUAUAACUUCAAAAGUUGCAAUAUUACUCUUGAACUUUCAUAGGCGUUUCAAAAAUACCCUUGGAGUAAAAAUUCAUUAGAAUUUGGACAGAAAUUGAGAUGUAAAAUGGUGUAGCAGGUGGCGUAAAAUGAAAAUUUGAAUCACAACAUCGUUUUAGGUCAUUUCACACAGUUCUAAGUCCCGAUUUCUAUUUGAAAUUCUAAAUAAUUUAUACUCUAAGGUAAUUUUGAAACGUUUAUGAAAGUUGAGGGGCAAUAUUGCAACUUUUGAAAGUAAAAUGGUACUUUUUAAACAAAAAGUUCAAGGGUAUUUGUUAUAAUUUAGUCUUUAAAAUACACUUUGAAAGUGUUUCAAAAGCUAUUUCGAGUGGUUGUCAAACACUUCAAUUUUUUUCAAAAUGACUUAUUUUCAAGAUUAAACACUUAGAAAGUUAAACCAAACACCCCUAAAAGUUCUUUUUUGAAACCAAAUCCAUAUUAGGAUUCAUUCUUGGGUUAGUCAAUCAUAUUGUUAGAUUCUUGGCGAACAUGAGGUCUUGAUAUGGGCAUUUUCAAAGUGGAGUGGUGGUAGGAUAUAUAUGUGCGCAUGCACGAGUUGUAAUUUAAAGUUUAACCUUUUGUCUUAAUAUUGCACAAUGAACAUUUAUUGUAAUAGUUUAUAAAUACCUUAUUUUCAGUGGGUUAAUUA
Benincasa hispida (wax gourd) is the source of this 3778-nucleotide messenger RNA. RefSeq names its product pentatricopeptide repeat-containing protein At3g62890-like. The record is from RefSeq and is a predicted model, not a curated record. NCBI's taxonomy places the organism in Eukaryota, Viridiplantae, Streptophyta, Magnoliopsida, Cucurbitales, Cucurbitaceae. Gene Ontology annotation, biological process: RNA modification. Gene Ontology annotation, molecular function: zinc ion binding; RNA binding; protein binding.